Messenger RNA from Mesorhabditis belari, 402 nucleotides. Lineage: Eukaryota; Metazoa; Nematoda; Chromadorea; Rhabditida; Rhabditidae. The record is from the annotation of a GenBank genome assembly.
AUGAAAACUUUUCUUUGCCUUGUGGCUCUUUGUGCCCUCGUCUAUGGAGAAGAACAAGGGAAACUUCAAAUUGGAAUCAAGAAACGUGUGGACAAUUGUGAGGUGAAGAGUCGAAAGGGAGACCUCCUCCAUAUGCACUACGUGGGAACUCUUCUUGAUGGGACCGAAUUCGACUCAUCUCGUUCCAGGGAUCAGGAAUUCACUUUCACUCUCGGACAAGGACAAGUUAUCAAAGGAUGGGAUCAAGGUUUGUUAAACAUGUGUGAGGGAGAACAACGUCGCCUUACCAUUCCAUCGCAUCUUGCUUAUGGAGAUCGUGGAGCUCCCCCAAAGAUUCCUCCAGGUGCCACUCUUCGUUUCGAGGUCGAGUUGAUGAAAAUCGAGCGCCAAGGACAAGAUUUG